GCCAUGCUGCCGGGCAACGUCAUUCGGCAGCUGCAGAGCGGCUCCCAGUCCAUAGCGGAGCACUUUGAGGGUGUCACGGUGCUGUUCAGCGACAUCGUGGGCUACACCUCCGUGGCAUCGCAGCUCUCCUCCUUCGAGGUGGUCACGCUGCUCAACGAGCUGUUCAGCGUGUUCGAUGACCUCACGCAGCGCAACGGCGUGUACAAGGUGGAGACCAUUGGCGACGCGCUGAUGUGCGUGUCUGGCUGCCCCGCCCCCGAGCCCCCUGCCGCCGCCGCCUGCCGCAUGGCCCGCAUGGCUCUGGACAUGGUCCGGGCGGUGGAGCGCUUCCGCCCCUCCAUGGCACUGGCGCAUGGCACUGGGGUCAGCCGCGUGCAGAUACGAGUGGGGGUGCACUCAGGCCCGGUGGUGGCGGGUGUGGUCGGCAAGCGCAUGCCGCGAUACUGCCUGUUCGGCGACACCGUCAACACGGCCAGCCGGAUGGAGAGCACAUCCGAGCCCAUGCGCGUGCAGGUCAGCGCUGCUACGGCGGCACUGCUGCGCUCGCUGCCGGGCUAUGAGGCGGAGUUUCGGCUGGAGCCGCGGGGACCCGUGGCCGUCAAGGGGAAGGGUCUGAUGGAUACCUUCUUCCUGCUCCCCGCCGCGGGUGAUGAGUCCCCCGCGCAUGCACGACACGACUCCUUGUCCCUCAUCCUGGAUAAGUCCGUGCCCGGUGUAACCAUCUUGCCGCCUGCCAGCCAACGCCAACAGCAGCAGCAGCUACAGCAGCCACAGCCACAGCAGCAGCAGUCGUGUCCGCCGCAGCAACCACAGCAGAAGCCCUCAUCACAGAUGGGACGGCAGCAACUGGGGGGGCAGCGUCCACGGCAGCCGCAGCCCCCACAGGAUCAACAGCAGGAACAGCAACAGGAGCA
This is a messenger RNA of Astrephomene gubernaculifera, 914 nucleotides long. The record is from the annotation of a GenBank genome assembly. NCBI's taxonomy places the organism in Eukaryota, Viridiplantae, Chlorophyta, Chlorophyceae, Chlamydomonadales, Astrephomenaceae.